AUGGUUACAAUAUCAUUUAUCAUUCUUGCCAUAUUCUUUACAUUUGUUUCAUCAAAUAAUGAAAAUAAUAUUAUUCGAAUUACUAAUUCCGGUUCUACAAAUACUGCUGGUUAUGUAAUUGAAUUAUAUCGUAAUGGUCUUGUCAAAUGGACUGUUGCACCUCGAUAUCGUCCAUCUUUCUCAACAACACCAAGUUCUACUACUGCACAAAAUAGCAUUCAACUUUCAUUAUUUCGUACAAACAAUAUCUUUCAAGCUGUUGAACAAGCUUCACCAUUUAAUCAAUAUGAACCUAUUUUUUGUAUUAAGAGUGUUUCUUUUGGUACAAAACUUCAUGUUACUUACAAUGAACAGCAAACACCAGAUCUUAAUUGUCCACAAAGAGAUCAACGAUUAAUUGUUUUGAGCAAAUCUAUAAAUGAAUUAAUCACGGAUCUUCAUAUUAAUACAUUUGGUUAA
This is a messenger RNA of Rotaria sordida, 459 nucleotides long. NCBI's taxonomy places the organism in Eukaryota, Metazoa, Rotifera, Eurotatoria, Philodinida, Philodinidae. The record is from the annotation of a GenBank genome assembly.